Molecule: messenger RNA, 1208 nt
Organism: Suillus fuscotomentosus
Lineage: Eukaryota; Fungi; Basidiomycota; Agaricomycetes; Boletales; Suillaceae
Exons: 3
Coding region: 39-935 (298 amino acids)
Source: RefSeq, a predicted model, not a curated record
GCUUUGGGGACCACCACGAACAAAGCGACCCGGGUGCCAUGGUAUCUUCAAUUACAUUCGACAACAUAUCCUCUAAUUCACCUCCAACCGUUGAAGAUGAUCUCAGUCAUACUCAUUCAAGGUCACAGAAUAAUAACCAGCGAGACUCGCAAGACAUUUCACCACCACGUUCAAGUACGAGCACAGAGAAGGGAAAGGCCAAACAACUAGACGAAGAUAUCAUAGAGAACCCUAGCUCAGAGUCAUACCCUCCUAUGAAUGACGAUGCAGCCGAGACGCGACGCGUAGAAGAGAACCUGCGCCAAUGGGAGUUGGCUGAACGCGAACGACGGAGAGCCGCACGAGAAUCUCCGAACCUCAAUAGAGGCGGGGGCGGUCCAUCUUUACUCGGAGAAGUAACACGCAGAGCAAGCGUGCUCCUGUCGAAGCGGCCGUCAACCAGAUCAUCUGCAGGAGGGCUGGGGAACCACCGAGCUCUUCAAUCUAGAGACUCUAUCGACGUAGUGCCACUCGAUGAUAUCGAGAGCCCGCCCGCAACUGCGAAUCCGUUCUUACAUCCAUCUGAAACAGGACCGGGGUUAAUCUCCCCGACAUUGCUCCCUCUCGUCGAUUCGAAGAAGCGGUCUAGCGUGAUGACUGAAACUUUUGACUUGGACUCGAAUACCCACUCAUUGCAGGCAGCCACGCUUGCUCCUACGCCAACGCUUGUUCCUCCCCCACAGCAGCUAGGCUUACCGCCGCCUUUAACACCACCACCUAAAGGGGCUAGACCCCGCAUGACUCCCAUGAAAUCCACACCUCCACCUAUGUUACGUCAGGAACCCAUAGAACCCGAGCAGGAGGUGAGAUGGUGGCACGACUGGUUAUGUGGAUGCAGCGAAGGACCAGACCGGGGAGGGGAUAACCAGGCUGGACGUACGAAUCCUUUUGAAUGAUCCACUCCAGUCGAUUUCAUCCUCCCCAUAUACACUUCCGUGGACACCCCCGCAUACACGUACCAUACCAAUAGUUCACAUCCAGGGCUAACCUGCGCCAUUGCAUAUGUAUCUCAUAGUCUAGAGGUUUCAUAGUGUUUGGACCAUUCGCCGCAUACAUACCCGCUGCAUAUUCGCUGGUGUUUAUUAAUCCUUGACUAUUUUUUGCACCGACAUUUGUAACUCGAGGGGUAACAUCUUAGGAACGCGUGCUUGCCAUUAUUCCUACCACUA